This is a messenger RNA of Drechmeria coniospora, 576 nucleotides long. RefSeq names its product ARP2/3 complex 21 kDa subunit. Gene Ontology annotation, cellular component: Arp2/3 protein complex; cytoskeleton. Lineage: Eukaryota; Fungi; Ascomycota; Sordariomycetes; Hypocreales; Ophiocordycipitaceae. Gene Ontology annotation, biological process: regulation of actin filament polymerization; Arp2/3 complex-mediated actin nucleation. Gene Ontology annotation, molecular function: actin filament binding. The record is from RefSeq and is a predicted model, not a curated record. Bases 1 to 576 code for a protein of 191 amino acids. The transcript is spliced from 3 exons.
AUGCCGGCCUACAACUCCGUCUUCAACGAGGAUCCCAACCCUCCUCGCCUCAUUGGCAACUUUCCACUCCUUCCACUUCGCACAAAGACCCGUGGCCCGGCCUACACGCUCCCCCUCGAUCCCUCGCUGCCUCCCAACGAGUCGCCCGACCCUGAUAGCGAGAGUUACGAUAUCCUCGACGAGACCAUCGCCCUCUUCCGUGCAAACACCUUCUUCCGUAACUUUGAGAUCCAGGGUCCCGCCGACCGCCUUCUCGUCUAUGGCAUCUGGUUUCUCAGCGACUGCCUGCAAAAGAUUAAGCCGCACGCGACCGCUCGAGACGCCCAGAAGGAUGUCAUGAACAUUGCUCUCGACCUCAACUUUGCCAUCCCAGGCGACCCGGGGUUUCCCUUGAACCAGAUGUACGAGUCUCCUCGAGACAGACAGGACGCGGAGCAGUUGAAGCAAUACAUGGCGCAGGUUCGCCAAGAGCUCGCCGCCCGGCUGCUCGCAAGGGUCUACGCGGACGACGAGAGCAAGCCAAGCAAGUGGUGGCUGAGUUUUACGAAGAGAAAGUUCAUGGGGAAAUCACUUUGA